UCCAUUUUGUUUUUUAAUUAAUGUUGAAACUGAUUGUAUCGUGUUCCGUGUUGAAUUUUACUAAUGUGGUAAUCUAUAGGUUAUUCUUAGUUUAAUAAUAAUUGAAUUAUUAUUUCGUAUAACCUUGUGGUACACCGUUUAUUAAAAAAAAUAUGAGUUCAAGACAUAGAAGUCGAUCCAGAUCUCGAGAUCGGGAACGGCAUAAAGAAAGAGAAAAGGGUAGGGAACGGGAUCGUGAAAAGGACAGGGAUCGGGAUCGCGACCGUGAUAGAGACCGCGACCGACAUCGCGAUCGUGAUCGGGACAGGGAUCGUGAUCGCGACCGUGACCGCGACAGGCAUCGUAAUAAAAGGAGAAGUAAGGAGCGCGAUAGAAGUCGGAGCCGGGAAAGGCACAGAGAAAAGAAACGAAGCAGGAGUCGCUCUCGAAGUCGCAGUCGGGGCAAAAAAUCUAAAGAUAGAGAUGGCACUAUUGCUUUACUGGACCAGAUGGUUGGCACCACAACCAAAGCAAUGUCUCGGCAAGUCACCACUAGCAGUAACGUAAACCCAGCCACUCAGGCUGCUAUUUUGGCGGCUGCAGCUGUUGCACAGACGUUUGUGGCGCAGCGGCGAAUGGCGGCACCGGUGCAGCCGGCGGCGGCGGCGGCUGCAGCCCUAUCUGCUGCUACUGCCAUUCCACCACCCACCUCGGUGCAGCAAAAGCUAGAUCAGCUUCAGGCAAGAACAGAAUCCCGGUACAGAGACAAGCUGCCCCUGGAUCAUCACCCAGAUGAUGACAAGGAUGAUGGCCUUGAUGACUUGGACAUAGGCCCUGAGGGCGAAACGGCAGCAGAAAGGCGGGCGAGACGGCGGCGCACCCGAUGGAUGGGUUCCGAGCAUGACAAGACCUUUAUCCCAGGGUUGCCAACUGUAUUACCCUCGACACUCACGAAGGAACAGGAGGAGCAAUAUCUACUUCAGCUGCAGAUCGAAGAGGUGUCCCGCAAGCUGCGCUCAGGAGACCUCGGCAUCCCGCACAACGUCGAAGAGAGGUCUCCGUCGCCUGAGCCGAUCUACUCGACGGAUGGCAAACGGCUGAACACAAGAGAGUACCGCACUCGACGCAAGUUGGAAGAGGAGAGGCAUAGAUUGGUCACUCGCAUGAACCAAAUCAACCCUGAGUUCAAGCCGCCUCCAGAUUAUAAACCGCCCAUAAUUCGCGUGCACGACAAAGUGAUGAUCCCUCAAGAAGAGCACCCUGACAUCAACUUUGUCGGAUUACUUAUUGGCCCGAGAGGAAAUACACUAAAAGCGAUGGAGAAGGAGACGGGCGCGAAGAUAAUCAUCCGGGGAAAGGGCUCCGUGAAGGAAGGCAAAGUGGGACGAAAGGACGGGCAGCCGCUUCCCGGGGAAGACGAGCCCUUACACGCGUACAUCACGGCGACCGCCGCCGACGCGGUCAAACGCGCCGUCGACAAGAUAAAAGAAGUCAUUCGCCAGGGAGUCGAAGUCCCAGAGGGGCAAAACGAUUUGCGACGCAUGCAACUGCGCGAACUGGCCCAGCUCAACGGCACUCUACGCGAGAGUGACGGCCCCCGCUGCGCCAACUGCUCCGCCGUGGACCACAAAACCUGGCUCUGUCCGGACAAGCCCAACGUGACGGGCGCGAUCGUGUGCUCGUCGUGCGGCGGCGCCGGCCAUAUUGCCCGAGAUUGUCGCGCGAAGCGGCCGGGCCAAGCGCCGCCGCCUGCGGCUCGGGCCAAGAUCGACGAGGAGUACCUCUCGCUGAUGGCCGAGCUGGGUGAGGCACCGCCGCCGCCUCAUAUGGGCGGGGGACGUCGACCGAACGCUCAGCCCACGCUCUUCCAGCAGUCGCCUUCUCACCCGCCUCGAGCGAUUAUGCCACCACCGCCAGGCAUGUUUCCACCGCAUCCGCCGCCGCCGCAUCACGCGCCUUGGCUCGGUGCAGGUAGUCAGCCACCUCCGCCGGGAAGUGCGCCGCCGCCGCCUGCCUUCCCGCCGCCACCGCAUCACGGGCAGGGUGAUGGAUCAGGUCCUGGUGCUAUGCCGCCGCCGCCACCUGGUAUGGUAGGAGGUCCCACCUGGCGUGGUGGGUUUCCACCCCCGCCCUGGGCCGCUCCACCGCCCCCAUUUUUGGCCCCUCCACCUCCACCGCCGCCCAUCUCGUCCUCAUAGGAUCUACGGCUGUGUGUAUUUACAAAAACAAUUUCUUUCAAAAACUUCGAAAUGUAAAAAAUACUAUUUGUACUUUAAUAAGUUUCAGGCUAAGAUUAAACAUCACUACAUUGACACAUAGAUUGGUUCACAAAUUAACUUAUUUCUGAGUCUAAGAAUUUAAGUUGAUUCUUAGUAAUUCAUAAAAGCAAAGUCAUAUUAAGAGCUAAACAUUCUUCUUAUCAUAGCAUAUAUGCAUUUACACAAAGAGUAUUUUAGUUAAAACAGUGUAGAUUGACAUAGAUUUUUUGAAUAAGGGGACUGGUUAAAGGGUUAGUACAUACUACCCAUCUUAUCCUCAUAGACUCUAGAAGGAAACUUACAAAUGGUAAUUUUAUACAAACUUGUUUUAUGAGUAAAUAUUUUUAUAGUUUACUUCCUAUAGUUUGAUUUGCUUAGGUUAAAAUAAUGUGUUCAACAUUAAUUUAUCUCUUAUGUAUAAAUUUCUCUGAUUUUGAAUUUGAAGAGAUGUUCAAUCCUAAAAUCAUUUGUAAACAGAAACUUCUUUUGCAAGUAUUUAAAAUGCAUAUCAUUUAAUUUUAUGUAUUAUCUUGCAACCUAGCUGAGGGUGCUUUCAGUCAAUAAAUAUCAUGAUUUCAAUGUACUUAAAUCUAAAUUGUUUAAUCUUUCUGAGCCUUUGCAAUCUAAAUUCAUUUUACUUGUUUUGUCUUUUUGCACUGCAAUAUGAUGGAAUAAUAUAUAUGUUAUUGGUACCUUAUGGCGUCAAAAUAAUAAAUGAUUAAAGAGAGGUGCAAAUGAAACACAUUUUACUUAGAUAUUAUUUUGUUAAUUAAAUAGCUCUUUACAAAAAAUUAAGUAUAAUUCGAAUGCAAUUGCACUCAAGUGAUCACAACUGAUACAAUAAAUAAAUAAGGAACUUAAA
Messenger RNA from Pieris napi, 3099 nucleotides. RefSeq names its product splicing factor 1 (gene SF1). Gene Ontology annotation, cellular component: nucleus. Gene Ontology annotation, molecular function: mRNA binding; zinc ion binding. The transcript has 13 exons. Lineage: Eukaryota; Metazoa; Arthropoda; Insecta; Lepidoptera; Pieridae. The coding region runs from base 153 to 2177 and encodes 674 amino acids. The record is from RefSeq and is a predicted model, not a curated record. Gene Ontology annotation, biological process: regulation of mRNA splicing, via spliceosome.